Staurois parvus is the source of this 930-nucleotide messenger RNA. The record is from the annotation of a GenBank genome assembly. NCBI's taxonomy places the organism in Eukaryota, Metazoa, Chordata, Amphibia, Anura, Ranidae.
AUGCCCAAUCAUGGCCGCACACUGGCUGGAAACUUCUUUGGUUUCUCAUACUCAUUUGGCCAAUUGGUUCUGUCUGCUAUGGCAUACAAGAUCAGAGACUGGCGAUGGCUUCAGUUUGCUGUCUCAGCUCCAUUUUGUAUCUUCUUCAUCUAUUCUUGGUGGUUACCAGAAUCUGCGCGAUGGCUAAUUCUCCGGGAUGAGCCGGAAAAAGCUCUGAACCACCUUCGAAAAGCUGCCUUUGUUAAUGGAAAACACAAGGAAGGAGAAAAAUUGACUGCACAGAUACUGUGCUCUGAGAUGCAGAAAGACAUCCUUAUAAUAAGGGCAUCACACUCAGUGUUUGACCUUGUCCGUACUCCGACUAUGAGGCGCAUGUCCUUGAGUCUCAUUAUAGUUUGGUUUUCAAGUAAUUUUGCCUACUAUGGGCUGAGCAUGGAUCUGAAGGACUUUGGGCUUGGUGUUUUCGUAGCUCAGGCACUGUUUGGUGGUGUAGAAAUGAUUGCGAAGCUCAUAGUGAUGUUGGUGAUGACCUUGGUGGGCAGACGAGUCAUGCAAUUUGCUUCCCUGAUCAUGGCUGGAGUAAUGGUUGUAUCUUACAGCUUCACGCCUCAAGAUAAGAAUUUGCUGUGUACAGCCCUGGCAGUGACGGGAAAAGCUUUCCUGGCAUGUGCUAUAACCUGCAUGUACCUGUACACUGGAGAGCUGUACCCUACAGAAAUAAGGCAAACCGGGAUGGGUUUUAGUGCUAUGAAUGCUCGUCUGGGCUCUGCUGUUGCCUCUGUCCUGCAUCUAACAGGAGAUUUCUCUUUUACAAUACUUCCUAUGAUGUUCGGGAUCACUCCUAUUAUUGCAGGCUUUUUCUCCUGCUGCCUGUUAGAAACCAAAGAUUCCCCAUUGCCUGACACUAUUAAUGAAGUGGAAAACAGGUGA